AUGCAUGCGGUCGGGCUGCACUCCGCGCUCGCAAUCCGUCGUGAGCGCAAGCGGCGAGCCGAGCAACAGCGAGCCAAGGAGCGCCGCUACUCGCUACAGUCCACCGAAUCCGGCGUCACAUCACCUCACUGCUCCACCGGCAGUCUCGAGCGACGGCGCCACAAGAAAUCGGGAACCGCCGACAAUGAAGUCGUUUCCUCUGUUGGCAUGCUCCACCUCGGAGUGGUCUUCCUCGUACUCGGCGUUUUCCUCAUUGCAUCGGGCUGGCUCCCCGACGACGUAACCGCCUGGAGCAGCAUCGGCUCCGUUAGCUGGUUCAACGAGCUCGUCUGCUCUGGCCUUUUUGCACUCUUCAUUGGAAUAUUUUUAAUCAUUCUCCAUAAAUACUUAACAAAGAGCGAAGAAGAGGCGCUAGAAGAUUACGUGCAAAAACAACUUACGCGCUCCAGAUCCGGCCAUAGAUUGGAGAGAGACGCUGAGACAGGUGGCAUGCGCACGAAAACUGCGAGAAGACUGCGAACCACGGAAGUUUUGCCUGAACCCAUAACGGAGACGUACACCGAGCCUCCGCCAGAUAGAGCACAUGGGUUUGUGAACGCAUUAGCGCUGAACGGGGACGCUAUGCGAGAGUCACCGUUAGAGCAAAUCGUCGAAGAGGAAAUGUCAAUGGCGUCGGAGAAUGAGAGAAGAUUUGGGAAAUUUAACAAAGACACGUACUCCACUCCUUCGAUGGCACCGAGUCUAAGCCCUGGAUCACCGUCAGACACAAAGGAACUACUGUCCGAUGGCCGCUACAUGAUCAUGUCCAAGAUAUGA
Molecule: messenger RNA, 816 nt
Organism: Leptosia nina
Lineage: Eukaryota; Metazoa; Arthropoda; Insecta; Lepidoptera; Pieridae
Source: the annotation of a GenBank genome assembly